Rhizoctonia solani is the source of this 4572-nucleotide messenger RNA. Its product is annotated as peptidase C14. The record is from RefSeq and is a predicted model, not a curated record. Gene Ontology annotation, molecular function: protein binding. The transcript has 6 exons. Lineage: Eukaryota; Fungi; Basidiomycota; Agaricomycetes; Cantharellales; Ceratobasidiaceae. The coding region runs from base 1 to 4572 and encodes 1523 amino acids.
AUGGCUUCUCCUGAUAAAGGGACAGGCUUUCGUGCCUACCUAAGGCGUAAGAAAGAUAACAUUGUAGCAAGAUCCAGGCCCCGCAGCGCAUCGGACCUUUCAAUUUCCAUACCCUCCCUUCACCCCGAUACCCAGUCCUUACACGCCGAGCCAGCCGCCUCUCAGUCGAGUUCUACUGCUGAUGAUGUGGUAGCCUCAAACAGCCCAUUGCAACACUCAGACAAAGAUCAGCUACUGGUCACAAUUGAUCCACUCAAAGGCACUGACGCAGCUAGAGAUACCGCGACCGUCAGAGUUCCCUGGCUUAUCACCCCUACACCUUCAGCCAUACAAGCCCUUACUAGUACACUGAGAAAAUUGCAUAGCGCAACGGAGGUUUUCCCACCCCUACAAGUUGCUGUUGGAGGGCUAUUAGCCUCCGUCGAGCAUAUAGAGCUGAGCUCUAAGAAUCAUGGCAAAAUGGAGGCCUUGGCAAGACGGCUGUCAUUCCUCAUCGAGCUGCUCCGCCGGCAUAUACAAGAAGCCAAGUCGACCGAAGUUUCCGAGUUCCUUCAAGGAAUCGCAACGUCUGUCAAAGAGCAAGCGGCGACCAUCCGCAGCAAGCAGGACCACCAAACCACAAGAUACGCUAGGAAUGUGGAACAGGACGAGGAAGGGAUACUACGCGGGUACAAGAAUAUAGCUGAGAUCCUGGAAGACAUGAAGAUUGAAGCAAGCCUGAAAACGUGGAAUAUAGCCGAAGAACAGCUUGCGCACUCUCGCCUUGCCUGUUUAUCACCUGUCGAAUCCGCCAUCUACAACUCACUGUUGUCUCAUGAUGUGAAUCGUAGAGCAUGCACUCAGAACACUCGGUCGGAUAUCUUGCUCGAGCUCAAUCAGUGGUCACUCGAUCAAAACAAACCCAGCGUCUACUGGAUGAAUGGGAUGGCGGGCACAGGCAAGACAACGAUUGCAUACACAUUUUCCCGGUGUCUUGAAAAUCGUGGUGCACUUGGGGCUAGUUUCUUUUGCACCCGCACAUCUGAGGAAUGUCAAAACGUGGGAAGAAUCAUACCGACUAUCGCGUAUCAACUCGCGCAGUGUUCCCCUGCUUUUCGAUCAGCGUUGCUAGAGGUCUUAGAGCAACAGCCCAACAUUAAAUCACAGUCGAUCGACAGGCAAUGCGAGCGGCUUAUCAAGGAGCCUCUAUCGAGAUUGAAGAACGAAAUGACAAAAGGGCUCGUAGUCGUGAUCGAUGCACUCGACGAAUGCAGCAACGCGAACGGGGUGCGAACAAUCCUGGAAGUCCUUUUCAGGAUCACUCCAACCCUCCCUCUCAGGUUCUUCGUCACCAGUCGACCCGAGCCGGACAUCCGCCACAGGAUCGAGGCGCAGUCGGACCGCAACCGGACGAUGUGCGUGCUUCAUGAGAUCGAAAAGUCGCUAGUGGAAGCAGAUAUCGAGCUGUACCUUCGUGAUGAACUUGGUAACGGCGUCUCUGAGCAUGAUUUGACCAAACUUGCCAAACUCUCUGGAAGCCUGUUCAUAUAUGCGGCCACAGCAACUCGCUAUAUUCGAAGAAAAGGCACCAUGAUAGAUCAAGAUCGGCUCGAGGCUAUCCUGAACUUAUCUUCCAAAUUAGCCAACCGGCACGCAGACAUUGAUGCUCUUUAUUCUACUAUCCUAUAUGCGGCAGUCUACGACUCAACCCAGGAUCAGGAGGAGCAAAGCCAGACACUUGCAAUAGUUUGGACCGCAAUUUGUGCACGAGAGCCGGUCAAUGUGGAUACGCUGGGAGCUCUGGCGGGGGUCAAAGUGGCAAAGGCUAACAUAUUGCUCCAGUCUCUGUAUUCGGUGCUGCACGUGUCGCAAGCGACUGGGACGAUCACCACACUACACGCAUCGCUCCCCGACUUUAUGUUUGGCAAGGUGCGGUCGGCGAAGUUCUACUGCGACGAAGCAAAGCACAGUCAAAUGCUCGCCGAACGGUGCUUCCAGGUCAUGAAAGACGAGCUGCGAUUCAACAUCUGUAGUCUAGAGACAUCGUUUAUACCCGAUAGAGAAGUGCAACGCCUGGAAGCUCGGAUAGCAAAGUCAAUCUCGCCAACGUUGUCAUACGUAACACACCAUUGGGGAGACCACGUAGUCAAGAGUGCGCCUUGUGAAAUAGUGCGGAAUGCGCUAGAAGACUUCCUGUCACACCGGCUGCUGUUCUGGAUGGAGGUGGUCAGCCUAAAGCGUACGCUGGACAAAGGGAUAGGCAUGCUGUCAGCGCUCAAGCCAUGGCUGACGGUCGAAGACGCAUCAUCGAAUCUGGUCAAACUGCUGGAUGACUCGUGGAUUUUUGUGGCAAAGUAUGCUGCUGGAUCUGUUUUGCAGUCGACGCCGCAUAUAUACAUCUCGGCAUUGGCAUUUUGCAAUCACUCAAGUUCGAUACACAAGCAGUACUGGGGCCGCACUCGAGAGCUUCUGAGCUUGGAAGGCUCUGCGAUGGAACAAGGUCAAAUGUCGCUACUUGCGACAUGGCAAAUGCCCUCGCAGGCCCUCUCACCUGCAUUCUCACCUGAUGGGUCUCGGUUUGCAAUUGGAUUCGAAUAUGGCACAGUGUAUGUAUUUCAUGCCCACAAUGGGACAGUGGCUCUUGGACCCCUGGAAGGGCACACCAGUCAAGUCAACUCCGUAGCAUUCUCUCCCAACGGGCUGCUACUUGUAUCUGGCUCUCAAGACAGUGCAAUCCUUGUGCGAGACGCGCGGACGGGCAGUUGUAUGUAUGACGUCAUCAAGGGGCAUGAAAGAGGAGUGGCGUUGGUAUCGUUCUCACCCGACGGCAAGCACAUCCUCUCAGGGUCCCUUGACCGGACAACGCGGGUGUGGGACAGUGGCAACGGCAGUCUCAUACCCAACUCCAUCAAGCGCCACCCUCAUGAAGUCCUUUGUGCGGCGUUCUCUCCUGAUGGGAAAUAUAUCGCCUGCGGCUUGUAUAGCAAUAAGAAUCCCAUCGUCGCUUACGACGCAUCCACCAGCGAAUCUCUCCCAUUUUCAUUCGGCGCUCAUCGGUUUCCAGUGGAAUCAAUUGCCUUUUCGCCAAACAGUAAGCACCUUGUCACUGGCCAUGCAUCCGGCGAUCUGCGCGUCUGGAAUCUACAGGACGGCACCCCCACACACUCCCCGCCCAAAGUACACAACCGCAGAAUCACAUCCAUUGGGUUUUCGCCACUCGGAGACAAGCUCGUCACGGCUUCUGUUGAUAAGUGCGUGUACGUAUGGGAUGUAAAGAACGGCUACUCCAACCCUUGCCUACUUGGCACACACGAUCACUAUGUUUUCUCAGCUGCAUUCUCCCCUGACGGCACACGAGUUGCAUCAUGCUCAUCUGGGACCGUCAAGAUGUGGAAUACACUCUACUCGGCAUCAUCUCAGACCUCACAGUCGAGCGCACCAAUCAAGGCUAUCUACUCGGUUGCCAUCUCGCCUGAUGGCUCACGUAUUGCCGCAGCGGGUGGUGACAAAGCGAUCUACAUGUUCAACACACACGAUGGCACUGCCGCUCUCCAACCACUUGUCGCACACACGGGCGAGAUCUUCUCGGUGGCGUUCUCACUCAACGGCAGGUACCUCGCUUCUGGCGGCGACGAUAAUGGCAUAUGCCUGUGGGAUGCCACUAGCGGCAAGCUACUAUCCGGUCCAGUUGCAGGACAUGAAAAUUGGAUUUGGUCAGUUUCGUUCUCACCCGAUAGUAGGUGUAUUGUUUCUGCUUCCUCCGACAAGACCAUACGUACGUGGGAUGUGGACGAUGAGACUCUGGCGCCCACAGACCUCGUUGGAACACACGGCGACGAGGUCAACUCAGCGGUAUUCUCCCCCGACGGCAGGCAUAUUGUUUCUGGGUGUGACGACAAGAAGAUCUGGAUGUGGAACUCGCAGACGCUAUCACUCGUGUUCGAUCCCUUUGGGUGGCAACAGCAUGAAGGGCCUAUCCGGUCGGUGACAUUCUCACCUGAUGGAAGACUCAUUGCAUCCGGGUCCGGGGAUGGCGCUAUCUGCAUUUUCGGCUCGCAUAGUGGCGAGUUGGUUCUUGGCCCUCUCAAAGGACAUCAGCAUUCGGUGAAGUCAGUUGUGUUUUCACCCGACGGCGAUUACAUCGUAUCUGGCUCGGAGGAUCGAAGCGUUCGAGUGUGGAGGGUGGGAGAUGGCGCCCCUGCAUGUGAAGCACUUGAGGGGCAUCAAAAUCAAGUUCAGUCGGUGGCAUGUUCACCGAACGGCGCAUACAUUGUAUCAGGCUCAUCUGGCUCAACGAUUCGAGUAUGGAAGGCGCCAGGAAGGGGCGUUGGAUCCGACCUAUCCCAGUCUGCCUUUUCGACGUCAGACGAGCGGCAGCCUCACUAUGCGACUGCCGGCGGACUGACGAUCAAUAGCGAUGGGUGGGCACGCAACCACAACUCACAGCUGCUUUUCUGGGUCCCAUCUGAUCUACUCAAGCUCUUUCCCCGCCCUGAGACCGUCUAUACGAUCGGGCCUGAAGGCACGCUUCGAGCAGAUUAUACUAAGCGCUUGCUGCUUGGGGACGAGUGGCAUCGAUGCUUUGCUGGCUGA